AUGAUUCCAGCAUGUUUCAGCCAACCCAACACCCUCCCAAGCAGCUCUCAAGUACCUGAUCCUCAAAACCUCAUUACCUGCAUAUACCAAACCCAGCUCUGUGGCUCUCCCUCCUAUCUCACACUCACCUGGUCCAAAACCCUCUUCUCUCACUCCCUCACCAUCUACGCCGCGGACUCUUUCUCCAUCACCAUCUCUCUCUCCCCUUCAACCUUCUCUUUCUUCAGAACUCGACCCGGCUCAAAAUCUAUGUACUUGACCCGAAGUCAUUGCCAGAGGAUCAAGCUCUACUGGGACUUCACCCGGGCCGAGUUCACGAGCAACUCCGCCGAGCCCGAGUCCUGCUUCUACGUCGCCAUCUCGUGGGAUACCAAGCUUGAAUUCUUUCUCGGUGAUCUUGUCGAUGAAUUGACUAGACGGUCCGGAUUGGUCAUGACUCGCCAACUCCGGGAGCCAGCCCUGCUGUCCAGGCGGGAGCACGUAUUCGGACGCAGGAAUUACGUUUCCCGAGCUCAGUUCUUGGGAACCAAACACGAGUUUGGAAUUGAGUACUGCAGUGGGGGAGUGCUGAAAGUAAAAGUGGAUGGAGAAAUAAGCCUCGUUAUCAAAAGGCUUGCAUGGAAAUUCAGAGGGAAUGAGAAAUUCUACGUUGGAGGCAUUGAAGUGGAAUUCUUUUGGGAUGUGUUUAACUGGGUGAAUGAUAAUAAUGGAAAUGGACACGGCGUGUUUGUUUUUCAAGUUGGCGAUGGUGGGGUGUGGCCGGAUAUGGUAGGUCCAGAAAAGAGGCUGAUGAAGAAGAGCUUGUCCUCGUCGCCGGUGUCCGGUACAAUUCCAUCGCCGUCAACACCGUCGUGCUCGAGUGUGCUGCAAUGGGCAGAGGAAAACAGUGAUGGGGGGAGGAGUUCGUGUUCUUCAUCAAUUAGGUCAUGUGGGAGCAAUGGAGGAGGGUUCUCUUUGUUGUUGUAUGCUUGGAGGAAGGAUUAA
Molecule: messenger RNA, 984 nt
Organism: Carya illinoinensis
Lineage: Eukaryota; Viridiplantae; Streptophyta; Magnoliopsida; Fagales; Juglandaceae
Exons: 1
Coding region: 1-984 (327 amino acids)
Source: RefSeq, a predicted model, not a curated record